AUGGUUAGAAUUACCCGCGAGGAGCUAGACGAUCGCGUGCAACGAGCCCGGAGUGAGAACGCAUCCCAAUCCCACGAAGAAUCGCGUAAGGAUAGACAGCUCCGUAAACAGAGGCUUCGUACCGCAGAGGCCCGCUACCGCAAGGCAAUCCAAGAAUUGGAGCAGCUUGAGUUAGUUGAAACCCCAGCACCAACUGAAUCCGGACAGAUGAGAGUAACUGGUCCGGCGGUAGAGAGUGAGGAGAAGACAGAAGAAGACGAUCCGGCUGAGCAUCAACGACGAUUUGAGGAGGACGCGCAUUGCGAACACCCUGUCGACAAUGCCCGCGGCUUCCAGAUUGGAGCGUCAGGGAAUGCAGACGAUAGAGCUGCGGCUACACGUGCGCGCGAUGCGGAAAGAACACGGGCCAGGCGAGCUGCUAUGACGAGCUCACAAAAACUACGGACACGAGCGAAGGAUGCGGAGAGGAAGCGGAUACGUAGAGCUAACAGAUCCGACUCCCGAGUUAUCUUAGACCGCGGACGAGAUGCCGAGCUAGCGAGGGUACGACGCGAUCGAAUGGCUCCAGAAGACCUGGCAGCUCAUCAAGCGUAUUAUCGAGAUGCGCAGUCCAACCACAGAGCCACAAGAACAGAGGAGGACAGUCAAAAUGCAAGGAUUCGUGAUGCAGUGGGACACGACAGUCGCAGGGAAGGCAUGUCAGAUGCACAGCGCCAAGCGGAGCGUGACCAAAAUACAGACGCACACCGAUAUCGCAGGAACGGCAUGUCCGAUGAGCAGCGUCACGCUGAGCGUCAUGUAAACGCAGCACAGCGGAGAGACUUCAGAGAGGGCAUGACGGAUGAGCAGCGCCAAGCUGAGCGCGAUCAAAACACAGCUGCCCGGAGAGACUUCAGAGGGGGCAUGACGGAUGAGCAGCGCCAAACUGAGCGCGAUCAAAACACAGCUGCGCGGAGAGACCAUAGAGGGCGCAUGACGGAUGUGCAGCGCCAAGUAGGUCGCGAUGAGAAUACAGCGGCGCGAAGAGACCAUAGAGGGCGCAUGACGGAUGUGCAGCGCCAAGUAGAUCGCGAUGAGAAUACAGCUGCGCGAAGAGACCAUAGAGGGGGCAUGACGGAUGAGCAGCGCCAAGUAGAUCGCGAUGAGAAUACAGCGGUACGAAGAGACCAUAGAGGGGGGAUGACGGAUGAGCAGCGUCAAGCAGAGCAUGAGCGGGACGCAGCCGCGCACAGAGCUCGAAGAGACGCCAUGACGGAAGAACAAAGGGAUCAGCGAAAAGAGCAAGAGCGGUUCCGCAGACGAUCUCGGCAGUAUAAGAAGGGCCUCGCGUACCACGAUAGUUUUGACCCUUCCACGGUGGCUGGUGGCCGUCAUUACUUUACGCGUUACACGGACGACAACGGGGAGAACGAGCGAGUUUGUCACUACUGCAACGCUUGGAAGUUUCCGCAAGAAACCGACGGAUGCUGCUGUCGUAACGGACUGGUGUUCGUUCCAUCUUCGCGAACAGCACCUGAUGCUCUACUAUCACUUUUCGAAAACCCGACCUUCAUGCGGUCAAUCCGAGCCUACAACAACGUAUUCGCAUUUACGUCCAUGGGAGCUUCGCGGUCUCGGCCUCUCAACGUCGACGAAAGCGUGACACGGAAUGGUGUCUACAACUUCCGGGUACAAGGGUCAGUGUGCCAUCGCUUGGGUUCGUUACUACCUCCAACAUUCGGCCGCUCCAUGUAUGCCCAAGUUUACUUUAACGAUCCAGACAUGGAUGCGCGUGUGCGAAGCCGUAUGAACAUGACGCAAGGCCUCGAUCGCGCCGUCAUGGAAACAAUUGACCAGAUGAUGGUGGCGCACAAUCCGUACACACAAGAAUUUAUCAACGCGCGUAGAUUUUUGAUAGAUCGUGGCUGGGAUGCGUAUGCAGCAGCCAUCAGGGAACACGAACGACGCCGAGCGGCAGGGGAAGACGUUGAUGACCAUGACCCGUCGUUAGCCUUGAGUAAUUUUCUUCCGGAGGGGGAUCACCUUCAGCUGCGUCUGCACGUCACACGGAAUGCGAAUCCGGGUACGCAUAACACCCCAACUGCAUCAGAGGUGGCAGCCGUUGUGAUCGACACAAACGCGGCUGAGCAUCGGGAUAUUAUCCUACACACAACAGGAGGAGGUUUCAAGCGCAUCUUUGAGACGAGCGUUACCUACGACCCACUGCAGUACCCUCUACUGUUUCCCUAUGGAGACAAUGGAUGGACUUACGAUAUCCCCUACGUUGGUAAUCCCGUCGAUCGCCACGGUGACCCCUUAACCAUGUCCGUUCGGGAAUAUGAGGCGUAUCUGCUUUACGACCGGACGGUUAGUAAUUCUCUUAUCCUGCGCGGUGGGCGACUGACGCAGCAAUACUGCGUUGACCAAUGGGCCAAAUGCGAACAAGAACGCCUGCGCUUCAUCAAGAAGAACCAGCUCCAGUAUCGAUUGGAAACCCUCCAGGGACUCACGGACGCGUUGCGUGGCGAGUCUGUUGAAAUCCACAGAAUGGCAGCUGACGACGAGGCGGCCAUACGUAGGACUCGGCGUGGGGAUAAUACGGAGCAGGAGUCAGCGGAGCCAGAUGCGGGUGAGGUUGGACGCAAGAUAAUCAUACCUCCGAAGUUUACAGGUGGUCCCCGCUAUAUGUACCAACGCUUCUUGGAUGCCAUGGCUAUCGUCCGUGAAACAGGAGCCCCGAACCUGUUCAUUACGAUGACAUGCAACCCGAACUGGCCUGAGAUCAAGGAAAACUUACGCCGUGGAGAGAAAGCAUCCGACCGACCGGACAUCGUGGCUCGCGUGUUCAUGGAGAAACUAAAAGCUCUUAACAAGGAUCUCGAUGAGGGUGUGCUGGGGAUUCAAGCCGCUCGAGUCCAUGUAGUGGAAUAUCAGAAGCGUGGUCUUCCCCACGCCCACAUACUGCUUAUCCUGCGUCCGGAGGACAAGCCCACUACCAAGGAAGACGUCGAUAAGCUGGUGUCCUCGGAGCUCCCGGAUAAAGAGAAGUACCCCGAGCUGUACGAUACGGUGAUUUCUAAUAUGCUGCAUGGACCCUGUGGUCAACAGAACCCGAAUUGCCCGUGUAUGAAGAACGGAAGGUGUUCCAAGAAGUUUCCAAAGGCGCUCGCAGCCGAAACGGUGAUGACCCCCGACAAAUACCCCACGUACAAGCGUGGUCGCCGUCCGGAUGGAAUUCUGUGCCAUAAGGGGAAAGUAUGGGACAACGCGACCAUCAAUCAAUGGGUGGUCCCGUACAAUCCGUUCCUGUCGCAGAAAUACAACUGCCACAUUAACGUCGAGGUUUGUGCCACGAACAAGGCCAUCAAGUACAUCUACAAGUACGUCUACAAGGGCUCGGACAUGACGACAAUCACGAUUGAAGGCGAAGAAAUUCGGGCGAGCGAAAUUCUUCAGUAUCUCCUCGGGAGGUAUAUUUCUCCGGUAGAAGCUUGCAUGCGGCUAUUCAUGCAUCCAACACAAGGAUCAACACAUUCUGUUGUGACGCUACCUAUUCAUUUGGAAAGAAUGAGCAUGGUUGCUUAUCGCGACCAAGCGACGACCCCCCAGCUUCACAACUUGAUUAACCGCGGGGACAGAUCAAUGCUGACGGAGUUUUUCAAGCUGUGCGCGCGUAACCCAGAAGCUACAGCAAAUCUACUGUACAAGGAUGUACCGCGGAAGUACAGGUGGACGGAACACAAGACGUGGGAACCGUACAAGAAGUACGUUGCUUCUCUGGGACGCUUGGUACACGUAUCUCCGCAGGACCCAGAACGCUUCUACUUGCGACUUCUCCUGUGUAACCGACGCUCGCCUAAGUCCUUUGCGGAUCUUCGAACGGUUGAUGGUACGGAACAUCCUACAUAUCAGCAAGCCGCUUUGGCGCUUGGGUAUUUGGAAAAUGACGACGAGUGGAUACAUUGCUUACGCGAAGCCGCCGAGGUCAAGAUGCCGUACCAGCUACGCCAACUCUUCGGCAUCAUUUUGGUUUACUCCAUGCCUGGUAAUGCCAAAGAUCUAUGGGACAGGUUCAAGAAGGAUAUGUCAGAGGAUUAUGCACGAAGCAUUGAGGUAAGAGACGCAGACCUGCAUAAUGUACGCGAAGAGGAGGUGCGUCUUCGAAUGGCGGAGUACAAGUCGUUGAAGAAUUUGGCUGAUUACUUGGUUUCGAACCAAAAGUCCCUCGACAUGUACGGCCUUCCUCUGCUAGCCGAUUACGACGAUGUAUCCGCUCAAGUAGACGACCCGGAUUCAGAGUCUGUUGAUGUUGUCCAGCAAGAGAUUGACGCGUACCCCCUAAACGAACUGGAGCAUGUUGCGGAGCAGGCAGACCACUUGAACAGCAACCAGAGGGAUAUUUUUGACCAAGUUAUUGCUGCUGUGAGCAGACCGGUUGGAGGGGAGAAGCUUUUCUUUUUGGAUGGUCCGGGUGGAACAGGAAAGUCGUUUCUACUCGAGCAAAUACUCGCUCACGUUCGGAUGCAACGUAAGGUUGCCAUCGCGGUUGCAUCGAGUGGGAUUGCAGCCACUCUGUUAACUGGAGGUCAUACCGCGCAUUCAACGUUUCGGAUUCCCCUCAAACUAACAGAGACGUCGACGUGCAGCCUUUCAUGGCAGAGCCAAAAAGCCGAAUUGAUUCGUAGCGCGAGUUUGAUCAUUUGGGACGAAGCGCCGAUGAUGAACCGAGCUUGCUUUGAGGCUGUUGACAGGUCGCUUCGGGAUAUCAUGAAGAACGAGCUGGAGCCGUUCGGUGGAAAGGUAAUGGUGUUCAGCGGUGAUCACCGCCAGAUUCUACCUGUACUUAAGAAUGCUACGCGUGCGGAGACGAUUCAAGCUUGCUUCAAGUCUUCUCCCCUAUGGGAGCAUUUGCGUCAAGUGCGGCUGACCGAGAACAUGCGUGUCCGCACCGCCCCAGACGCGGCCAGUGCGGCUGAGCUAGCAGAGUUCUCUGAAUUUUUACUUCAAAUCGGAGAAGGCCGUUAUCCAGUCAACCAUGAGAUCGGUGAUGGCGACAUAUGCCUUCCACGCGACAUGUGUAUCAUCCCAGAACGACGGGUCCAACAAAUUACCUCUGAUGAAGAAGACGCGGAUAUGGAGCCUCCCCCAAGUUUCAGGCUACUACCUCCGGCGGACGAGGAGCACGAGCGAGACUUGGACGAAGUUGAAGAAGACCGACGAGUCCGCAAUGUCAACGCCUUGAUAGAUGCGGUGUACCCGGGCGUUGAUACUGAGAAUUUACCCGAUGAAUACUUCGUUGAGCGGGCCAUACUAGCCCCCACAAAUGCAAGUGUUCGGCGUAUCAACGACAUGGUUGCGGAACGGCUAUCGGGUGAGACGAAGGAGUAUCUCUCGGUGGACAGCCUCGAAGGGGUCGCGGAUACAAACAUGUUUGAGCAGGAGUUCUUGAACUCGCUUAACUUCUCCGGUAUCCCUCCGCACAGAAUUGUUCUGAAGGUUGGAACACCUAUCAUCAUGAUUAGAAACCUGAAUAGCGACGCAGGACUUUGCAACGGAACGCGGCUUCGGGUUGUGUCACUGCGCGAGAGAAGCAUCGAGGCCAGCAUUAUGUCCGGGCCGUUCAAGGGUAAGAAGGUGUUCAUUCCUCGGAUCGUCUUUUAUAGUGAGGACGAUGACAAGGAGUUCCCGUUCAAACUCAAGCGUAAGCAGUUCCCCGUGGUUCCAGCGUUUGCCAUGACUAUCAACAAGGCCCAAGGACAAUCGAUCCACCACGUGGGUAUCUACUUGGAAUCACCGGUCUUCGCACAUGGCCAGCUGUAUGUGGCUUUGUCGAGAGUGACUUCAAGGAAGGCGAUCAAGAUUGCUGUGGAUCCAGAGGCCAUCGAUGAGGACGGGAGCGUACACACCAACAAUAUUGUGUACAGAGAGAUCUUUGGAACGCGGACUUGGUAG
Molecule: messenger RNA, 5931 nt
Organism: Phytophthora infestans T30-4
Lineage: Eukaryota; Oomycota; Peronosporomycetes; Peronosporales; Peronosporaceae
Product: helitron helicase-like protein
Exons: 1
Coding region: 1-5931 (1976 amino acids)
Biological process (GO): telomere maintenance; DNA repair
Molecular function (GO): DNA helicase activity
Source: RefSeq, a predicted model, not a curated record